Molecule: messenger RNA, 1647 nt
Organism: Contarinia nasturtii (swede midge)
Lineage: Eukaryota; Metazoa; Arthropoda; Insecta; Diptera; Cecidomyiidae
Product: probable cytochrome P450 6d4
Exons: 4
Coding region: 38-1600 (520 amino acids)
Molecular function (GO): monooxygenase activity; oxidoreductase activity, acting on paired donors, with incorporation or reduction of molecular oxygen; heme binding
Source: RefSeq, a predicted model, not a curated record
AAGUGUAUUUUGUGUGAUCAAGUGAAUUCAACUUAAAAUGGUUUUGUUUGCUGAAGACUGUAAGAUCGAUGCUCUGGUCAUUUUGAUUGGCGCUUUAACAUUUAUUUACUUUUUUCUCAAGCGAACUUAUUCGUAUUGGGAACGUAAAGGUUUUAAAACAUUGCCAAAUUAUAGUUACAUCUUUGGUCAUUUCAAAGAGACAUUGACACAGAAAGAAUUCGCCGGUGAUUGUGUAAAGAAACUUUAUGCGAGUACAAAUGAGCCUUUCAUUGGUAUUUAUAGUAUACUGAGGCCAAUAUUGUUGGUGCGUGAUCCAGAACUUAUGCGUUUGAUUUUAAUUAAGGAUUUUCCGUCUUUCACCGACCGCGAUGUUCAUUGCGACGAAGAAUAUGAUCCAUUGUCUGGCAUUUUAUUUUCAUUGCCCGGGCAAAAAUGGAAAAAUUUACGUGGAAAACUAUCUCCUGCAUUUAGUACCGGCAAAUUGAAGGCCAUGUUCUCCACUUUGCAUGAUUGUGGCUCCACUUUACAACAAUAUUUGGGGAAAAUAGCGGAUAAAGAGGAAAUUCUAUAUGUAAGAGACAUUGCUGCACGACAUACGACCAAUGUUAUUGCUUCGGUUGGAUUUGGAAUUGAUUGUGACACAAUUGGCAAUCCGAAUCAUGAUUUUCGUACGCAUGGACGCCAAAUUUUUGAAUCAACUUUCAUAAAUGCGGUGCGAUGGUUUUGUUUUUUCUUUGCACCAAGAUUGAUGCGAAUACUUCGCUUGAAAAUCGUCAAUUCAAAAGUUGAACACUUUCUCCAUUCAGUAGUUAAACAAAAUUUAGAAUAUCGUGAGAAAAAUGGUGUCGUUCGCAAAGACUACUUUCAAUUGCUGAUUCAAUUGCGAAAUACGGGAACCGUGCAGCUUGACGACGAAUGGCAAACAGUUAUUGCAGCCGAUGAGAACCAAAAGACGUUAUCAUUGAAUGAGAUAUGUUCACAAACAUUUAUGUUUUUCGCCGCUGGAUUUGAAACGUCAUCUACGACACUAUCAUUUUGCUUAUAUGAAUUGGCCAAAAAUCCCCACAUUCAACAAACUGUUCACGAUGAAAUUGAUCGCAUUUUGAAUAGAAACGAUGACAAAAUUACAUAUGAGUCGAUUUUUGAUAUGAAAUAUCUAGAAGUUUGUAUUGAUGAAACCUUACGAAAGUAUGCCACCCUGCCAAUACUAAAUCGAACUUGUGUAAAAAACUACCAGAUUCCCGGCACCGAUAAAGUGAUUGAAAAAGGCACUCAAGUUUUCAUCCCUGUUAUGGCUCUGCAUUGGGAUGAAAAGUACUUUGACGAUCCAGAGAAAUUCAUUCCAGAGAGAUUCAAUGAAGAAAAUUCGGUGGGAAAGAAUAUGAUAAAUCGGCCCUACUUGCCAUUUGGAGAAGGACCUCGAAAUUGUGUCGGAAUGAGACUUGGAAAAUUACAAAUAAAAGGCGCUCUCGUUAUGAUGCUACAAAAAUUUCGCUUCGAAUUGUCCGAUCACCACAAAAACAACGACAUUAAAUUCGAUCCAAAAAAUUUCUUGAUCACUUCACUUGGAGGCAUUCAUUUGCGUGUAUUCAAACGAUAAAUAGUAAUUCUCAUGAAAAGAAAGUAUUUUCAUUUUCAACUAAAUUG